AUGCCCUCAUCUUGCAAAGACAUCCCCGAGUGUCUUCAACAAAGCGACUGUAUUAUGGUCCAACGCCACACUGCCGCCGAUUGCCUCCGCCCGCCGCUUGUCGAUACGCUCCCCACCCGCUGCCAGCAAUUGAAGAAGGGAUAUGGAGAGUGUAAGCGCGGUCUGAUUGAUAUGCGCAAGAGAUUCCGCGGCAACAAGCCCGUCGCCUCGAGUGUUGAGCUCGAGGCCGGCGCAGACAACCCGAGCAGACAGCUUUAUGCUGGAAAGAGCGCUUUUGGUGACAUCAAGACCACAGAUGGCAAGGACGCACCCGAGGACGACUCAUGA
This is a messenger RNA of Aureobasidium uvarum, 327 nucleotides long. The record is from the annotation of a GenBank genome assembly. NCBI's taxonomy places the organism in Eukaryota, Fungi, Ascomycota, Dothideomycetes, Dothideales, Saccotheciaceae.